AUGCUCUCUUCAGGAGGACUGAUACCACGUCCAUCGCCCCCAACGCCUGGCAUCGAUCCCGAAAGCAUCAUUUUCAUGCCCAGCGAAAUCCGUGUCCAACCGGGCCAGAUGGUGCAGCUGCAAUGCCAGAUCCGACCCGCGGGUACUGGGCCACUGCUUGAAUAUGAGGAUUCCGGCCAGGAGGUGGUAUCCAGGCCGCCGAACUUGAUUGUCGAGAGGCCCACGAGAGACAGAAUCAUCCUACGCUUCCCCCAAGGCCUACAGGCGGACACUAAGCCAUUGAGGAUCAGGCAAGUUUUUCGUGCCUAUUUCCCACUCAAGAAGUAUGCCUGGUUUUUUCGAUCUCAGUCGAGAGAGGGAGUCAGGAAUGUGCAUUUUGAGUCAGUUUCGAAGUUGGACAUACCAAUAGUAUUAAAAUAUACUCACUGGGAAUAUUUUGGCUGCUGA
This is a messenger RNA of Protopolystoma xenopodis, 447 nucleotides long. Lineage: Eukaryota; Metazoa; Platyhelminthes; Monogenea; Polystomatidea; Polystomatidae. The record is from the annotation of a GenBank genome assembly.